AUGUUACAUUGGCAUUUAUUGUUGUUUGCCAUAUUUGCAAACACUAUUUUGUGUGUUGAAUCGGAACAUCAGAAUAGUGGAACUAUUCUUGGCUGCUCGCCUGACAAGAACUCAUUAAAUGGGGGUUUUGAAGUCACCUACUAUCAUUAUCCCAUGGUUCCAAUUUCCGGGACGGACUGCUAUAAUUGGGAUCCUACAUAUGCUACCAAAAAGUACCAACAGGGUGGAUAUGUAGACUUUGGUGGUGGAGAAAUUGCCAGAAGCAGUGGAGUUACAGAUCUCUCAUUUAUGGCAAGUUACGAUGAUUCAUGUUAUAAGCCAAAGAAAACAAAACUACCAUCAAAUUUUAAUUAUGACAGAGAAAUCACAACUACAAACUUCUCAAUGCUGAUUACUGGUUACUUUUAUGCUCCCAAAACUGGUAGCUAUGAAUUUAUUCUUAAUUAUAUCGAUGAUCUUGCUUAUAUGAAUAUUGGUGCAGGAAGAGCCUUUCAAUGCUGUGAGAAGCAAAGCUCAGUUUCAAAACCAGGAGCGUUUGAUCUUUCAGUAAUGUGGCCACAAACAUAUAAUACAGCUACUGUUACCUUAUUAGGUGGAUACUAUUACCCUAUGAGAAUAUUCUUCGUAAAUAGGCAAGGGCCUGCUGGUUUGAGUGUGUCUUUUAAGGAUGCUGACGGCAAAGUACAUGAAACAUUCGACGGAUAUAUAUACAAUGUACAAGAUGGAAAUGCAUGUCCCGUCCCUGUAGUCACAACAACUGUUCCCUGGACUGGUACAGCAACAAGUACUUUUACAACCUUAAACACAGUUAAAGAUAACAAUGGAAAUCCUUCAACAAGAAACAUUAUUGUUGUUGAAACUCCAGAUGCUCGAACUGCCACAACAGUCUUUACUCCAUGGACUGGUACUACUACAGCAACUAUUUCAACUGAUAUUACUGUCACCACCGGCCCUGAUGGUUCUCCAACAGUGAAGACCAUUUACCACGUUGAAACCCCAGAGGUUCAACAAAAGACCACCGUCUUCACUCCAUGGACCGGCACUACUACUGCUACAAUUGCAACGGUUUUGUCAACAACUACUGGUGCUGACGGUAUCGAAACUGUGAAGACGAUCUACCAUGUUGAAACCCCAGAAGUUCAACAAAAGACUACUGUAUUCACUCCAUGGACUGGAACGACCACUGCUACAAUUGCAACGGUUUUGUCUACUACCACCGGUGCUGACGGUAUCGAAACUGUGAAGACGAUCUAUCAUGUUGAAACCCCAGAGGUUCAACAGAAGACGACCAUCUUCACUCCAUGGACUGGUACUACUACUGGAACCAUCGCUACUGUGUUGUCUACUACCACCGGUGCCGAUGGUAUCGAAACAGUGAAGACUAUUUACCAUGUUGAAACCCCAGAAGUUCAACAAAAGACUACUGUAUUCACUCCAUGGACCGGUACUACUACUGCCACUAUUGCCACUGAGUUGUCUACUACCACCGGUGCUGACGGUAUCGAAACUGUGAAGACUAUUUACCAUGUUGAAACCCCAGAGGUCCAACAGAAGACGACCAUCUUCACUCCAUGGACCGGAACGACCACUGCUACAAUUGCAACGGUUUUGUCUACUACCACCGGUGCCGAUGGUAUCGAAACUGUGAAGACUAUUUACCAUGUUGAAACCCCAGAGGUCCAACAGAAGACGACCAUCUUCACUCCAUGGACCGGAACGACCACUGCUACAAUUGCAACGGUUUUGUCUACUACCACCGGUGCUGACGGUAUCGAAACUGUGAAGACGAUCUACCAUGUUGAAACCCCAGAGGUCCAACAGAAGACGACCAUCUUUACUCCAUGGACUGGAACGACCACCGGAACCAUCGCUACUGAGUUGUCAACAACUACUGGUGCUGACGGUAUCGAAACUGUGAAGACGAUCUACCAUGUUGAAACUCCAGAAGUUCAACAAAAGACGACCAUCUUCACUCCAUGGACCGGUACUACUACUGGAACCAUCGCUACUGUGUUGUCUACUACCACCGGUGCCGAUGGUAUCGAAACUGUGAAGACGAUCUACCAUGUUGAAACUCCAGAAGUUCAACAGAAGACGACCAUCUUUACUCCAUGGACUGGAACGACCACCGGAACCAUCGCUACUGUGUUGUCAACAACUACUGGUGCUGAUGGUAUCGAAACUGUGAAGACUAUUUACCAUGUUGAAACCCCAGAAGUUCAACAAAAGACUACUGUAUUCACUCCAUGGACCGGUACUACUACUGCCACUAUUGCCACUGAGUUGUCUACUACCACCGGUGCCGAUGGUAUCGAAACUGUGAAGACGAUCUACCAUGUUGAAACUCCAGAAGUUCAACAGAAGACGACCAUCUUUACUCCAUGGACUGGAACGACCACCGGAACCAUCGCUACUGAGUUGUCAACAACUACUGGUGCUGACGGUAUCGAAACUGUGAAGACGAUCUACCAUGUUGAAACUCCAGAAGUUCAACAAAAGACGACCAUCUUCACGCCAUGGACCGGUACUGUCACUGCAACCAUCGCUACCGAUUUGUCUACCAUUACUGGCGCCAAUGGUAUUGAAACUGUGAAAACGAUCUACCACGUCCAGACCCCAGAGGUUGAAGUUGCUACUACAGUCUUCACGCCAUGGACCGGUACUGUCACUGCAACCGUCGCUACUGAUAUCUCUACCAGUACUGGCGCAAACGGCAUUGAAACAGUGGUAACCAUUUAUCAUGUCCAGACCCCAGAGGUUGAAAUUGCCACCACAGUGUUUACUCCAUGGACUGGUAGGUUUACGUCUACUUAUUCAACCAGAGUAACUUCUAUAGUAGCAUCAAAUGAAGAACCACAAGUCAAUAUAAUAUAUUAUGUGGAAACGCCAGUUAUUAGUGCGUCAGCCUUCCGUUAUUCUAACUCAUCUAGCGUGGUAGGCUCCACUAUUCCAAGCAAAUCAUCCCCAUUAACUUUUACACCGGGAAUAGUCCAGACAGGAACUUCCACGAAGUUUGAGGACAGAAUUCCUUCGAGCUCGGCUGGCAUGUCUAUGGAAUCCGAAUAUUCAACUUAUUCGUUCGAUUUGUCUUCUCAAACCACUGAAGAAGACCAGCAGAUCACUACAACUGUCUCACUACAACCUUCGAAUACAUAUGCUUCUACAGGCUUUGGGAGCUCAUCUCAAACGGACUCAUCUACAAACUCUAUUGGCAGCUUCACCUUGACUUCAUCUACUAUAGCUGAAUCAUCACUAACUGCUUAUUCAGUUGAUUCUUCUACUUUAACUGAUGUAAAAAGCGAGUCACCAGAAAUAUCCGAAGCCCAAACAUCCACAAGCAAUUAUUCUUCAACGGAUUCAACUAUCACUCUGCCAGGAACAACAGCUUUUAUGGAAUACACGAUAAGCACUGUUGUUACUACAAUUUCUGGAAUAGCAACCACAUAUACCACAUAUUGUCCGUUAAGUUCAAGCUCUACCUCAACUGUGGCUGAAACUGAUAUAAUAACCUCAUUAGCACCAUCUUACAGUCCAAACCUAGACCAAUAUUCCCAACCUACUGAGAAUUCAAGUAGCCAGCCAUCCCAGUUGCAAGAAUCUAGUGUUUUGUCCCUGAUGACCAAUAGUAUUACCCCAGAAAUGUCAUUGACAAAUAGCUUGCAGGCAACCCCCACUACUUCUAUCUCUGUUCAAUCUUCCGAUUCGUUUACUGGAAAAGAGAACGUAUCAAAACAUACUGGUUAUGAACAAGGUAAUACAUCAACGAUCAUACUGCCAUCCGCGUCUACAUUAUCCAGCAUAGCAUCUAGAUCACAUGUCACUCUUGCUUCUAUCGGAGGAUUCUCAUCUGACGUACAACAGACGAUGUACGAAGGCAAGUCAAAUAAGCUACUCGUAUCUCCAUUAAUUGCGGUGGUACUAGCUCUUCUGUAA
This is a messenger RNA of Kluyveromyces marxianus DMKU3-1042, 3933 nucleotides long. Its product is annotated as flocculation protein FLO9. Gene Ontology annotation, biological process: flocculation. The transcript has 2 exons. NCBI's taxonomy places the organism in Eukaryota, Fungi, Ascomycota, Saccharomycetes, Saccharomycetales, Saccharomycetaceae. The coding region runs from base 1 to 3933 and encodes 1310 amino acids. The record is from RefSeq and is a predicted model, not a curated record.